AUGGAACGCGGGCGCAGCACCGAGUUGAGGAUAUUCUCAGCAAAGUAAGGUCGAUUGUACCAGAUUUUACUUCGUUUAUAUUAGUUUAGUUAUAACUUCACGUUUUUUAAAAACUGUAAAUUUAGCUAUCUAUAGCUAUAUUAGUGUAAAUUUAUUGAUUUUAAUUUAAAAUUUAAAAAAAUUAAAUUUCCUUUUGAUAAAGAUGACUCAACAACAAAGUUGCUUAUUUCCUUAUGUUUAUCUUAACCCCAAUUAGCUAUAACCAUUAAUCUUUAGGAAAACAGAUGAGAAGCCAAAGCUUAACGAAGACGAACCUGACCCAAAGUCAAAAGGAAGCGACCAAAUGCCUGACAAAGAACAGAAGCCUGAGCCUAAGCCUAAAGUUCAACCCAAGCCUAGAAAUCUGUCUCCGACCAAACUCUUGCAGCGAUUACUUAAACCAUUAUCGCCUGAGAGGAAAGAUGACAAAAGCCACAAGAGCGACAAACAAAUCGACCAGAAAAUGGUCGAGGAAGAGGGCAAGUAAGUGCACAUAUAAUCAUAAUAUAACAAAAGUGGGAAUUGAAUUUUAAAGAUAAAUGUAGGCCGCAGUCUGCAGUCUUCCGCGAAUGAAUUCCCCAAAAACACAACAAUACAGUAUUGUUAUACUCUCCUCUCCAAUAUAAAAGUCGUAUAUCGCUUUACGGCCACUGUGAGUACGACAUAUUGUUUUGAUUACGUUUUACGAGAGUUUUAUGCCAACUUUAAUCGUUUAUUGUGGGGAAUCCAAUUGCUGACUUGGCUAUACGAUCUUGUUUUACAUACAAUUGCUACAAAAAUAAACAAAAAGCGACAAGGUUGGCUUUAAAUUAUGAUGUUUACGAGGGGAACGGCCGAACUUGUGUAUAAGACCAUGGUGAAUAUCAGGAAAAUGGUCAGUUUUCUCCUUUUUUGGAAGAAACUGUAGUGAAAGCGCUUUAAUUGUUGUUAUAGCAAUACAAUUUUAAACUCAGUUUUAAAAGCUGGAGACACGGGUUUAAGGUUUUAAGAGUCAUAAACAUAAUUAUCGUAGAUAUUGUAGUAGCUAUGUCUCAAAGCCCUUUUUUACUGUAACUUCUGACUUAUUUAACUCAUGUGUUUUGUCACUCUGAUCAAGUCGCUUCACACCUCUGCAAUUAAUCUCGUCACUCUCGGCCUUAUCGAAUAUCAUUUCUUUGAUUGUGGCCAGAUGUUUUGUCGGUCAUUCACAACAUGAUCCAACUCUUGCGGGGACAUGAUCUCGACCCUGUUCUCGAGACUGGUCGGGCUGGUGUUCUCGACGCUGCUCGCUCUGUUCUCCUUUUUAGUUAUGUGAGUCAAUUCGGUUAGUCAGCAUCCAUUCUGGCUACAAUAACAUCUUCUGUCUGUUUCUUAAUAUUGUUCUACAUAUGACUUUAUGUUUAUAUAGUCUUGAAUUUUUGAUUAAAGUCAUUUAAACAUAAGCAACAGUGUUUUAAAUUUUGUCUAAGUGAAGAUCAAAGUAUUUACUGCCUAGUGUCUAUACUGUUAGUACUCUACCUCGCAAUUUAAAACUUAAGGUUAAUAUUUCAGGGAUUCUGAAGAAGCCAUCAAGACAAAGAAGAAGGAUUCAGAAGCCCACACUUCUCAAGAUUUGGUCAUCAAAAAAGGCGCGGUACAGUUAAAGGCUACAGUAACUGUCAUGGAUUACAAUGGGUAAGUUGUCACACGUCGUAUACUUUUAAACAAUAGUGAAGUUUUAAAAAACUUACAGUUAGCAUAUUACGGAACAUUUCUCAGACACAAAAGUCGAAUACAAAGUAUUUUUGCAAUUCGUAAAAGUCAUUCUCAUACGUUGGAUUCUAAGCAUUUUAGGUAUACUUGAAUUCCGAACAUUCUAAAGGUCAUCUCUGAGAUCUUUUGAAAAAAGUGACCUUACAUGCAAAAAGUUUUGUCUUUUUAUGCGAGCCGGUUUUUUUUAAAAUUCUUUUGAAAAAGUUUCUGGAGGGUUGCUUCUGAUGGUGUUGAUACCAAUAACAAGUACAAUUCAAAUUAUUGUACUCAUUUGUUUAAAAAAAUACGUAGUAUUGUAUCUGUGUAGAUAGUGACAACUAAGGGGAAAAGUAAUUUUUUUACUUCGGACUUUAAUUUUUAUUUUUAAAUUGGCAAUACACGUCAAGGAAUGUUUAUGUUGAUGCCAAAAGUAAUCUUAUUCAAAUUCGCCUCAUUCAAGUCAACAACCUUGUCGCGUUCGUAUCGUUGCCAUCGUAUACAUGUCGAUCGUUAUUCGAAUUUCUUUUUCCGGUCAUUGAAGCGCUUUUCGAAUUCGAGAAGCCUCGCUGAGAUUGAUUAUCCACUCCAAAAUUAAACUCUUUUUGUAUGAAUUGACGGCACUUAGUCCUGCUGUUUGCGCUUCAGCUCGUUUCACUUAUCAAAGGAGCGAAGUGGAACGAUCGACAUUAACAUUCCCUCCCUUUGACUCGAGGCUUCUCUAAUAUACUGGCGAUGGAGCGACGAUCCAUCAUGGCCUCCAACUCGUCGCUGCACAGAUACAGGAGUUUGCUGUACGGUUUGUGGUCCGAGGGGAAUAUAAGGUUAUUGUAGUCACAAAAUGCUUAGAAUUCAUAAACAGAAUUUAUAAAGAGCUAAUUAUAUCGUAUUUUGCUUUUAAAGUUUGUGAUUUUCAAUAUUGUGGAGCUUAUCAUUUGUAUGUCUUUUUGUUUCAAGAUAUAAGAUGACUUAUUAAGUAGUUCAAAUAAUUAUGUGCCCCCUAAGGCCGAAAAUUUUCUUUGAGAGGAGCACAGAAUUAUUUGAACAAUAUAUUUAAAAGUUCAGAAGCUAAAUUAAUCGUUUUUUAAUGAUUCAAAAGAUAAGAUGCAUCCAAGUCCCAGUAGGUGAUCUAUGCCUUUGUCAACAGAUCGUGCCUCUAAUUAGAAUUUACAGGAAUGUCGACCGCAGUCCGGCAUUGAAGGCAAACGAGUUUCUGUUCAAUCGACCGAUCACCAAAACUCACGCGACAUUCACAUUGGAUCGACCGCGAAAGCUCACAACUCAAAAGGUAAUUCGAUCUUGUUUACCAUGGUAUAAUGUCUAGCUUGUUGUUUUUUGAUGUUGCAGAGUUCAGGGUACGGUAAUUUUAAAGUAAAAAUUUUAAUUUUAAAAAAUUGAGCUUUUUAGAAAUGUUGGUUUUUAUUUUUGAAUUAUUAUUUUUUUGCAAAUUGGCAUUGUGUUGCAAUAUUGUUUUUGGUUUUGAAGAGCAAGCAUUUAGCAAAAAAACUAAAGAAUGGAUAUAAACAAAGUCAAAAAGCGGGUUUAAAAGUUUAAAGUUGAAGAAAACUUUAUAAUAAUUAUUGGAAUAACUUAGUUAAUAUUAUUCUUUUCCAGCUAAAAAGCCCCGGCCUGGUGUUAGCCUCGCUGAGCUGCGACCGCCUGAACGAGCCGAGUGUUUCAGUGGAAUCGUUCCGGUCAGGAGCUCCGACAGAGAACAAGGUCAGCGAUGAAGACGAGGAGUAUCGGACGCCCACUCCAACUCCGACUUCUGGACUCCCCAAGUUCCCGGCUCCAGAAGUGGCAGAGAGCAAGGAAGACGAAAUGGUACAGUCCGUGAAUGGCAAGACCAAGAAAAUGGCCGAGAAGCUGAGUCGCUCCUUCUUCGAUCUUACCAUGGGAUCGCAAGAUCGACUGGCGAAGUGGAAGAGUAAACUGAAGGAAUAUGGAGGUCAGAAAGGGAAGGGGUAAGCGGUCAUUUAAUGUGGGAGCCCUUUAAGGUUUCAACGCGGUCUGAGGGGGUUCGAAGCUGUUUUUAAUGGUCUGAAUUCAAUUUUAGGUAACAAAGUGUGUUAAAAUGGCAAAAUUUGAAUAAUGUUGUGUGUCAAAGUAUAUUUUAUAUUCUUCGAAGUCUCUAGGCAAUUCCAAAUUGGAGUAAACAGAUUUAGCUAUUCAAAUUUCAAUUUGCCCUUCGAAAUCCUUUGUUUAAACUGAUCGAAGCCGUUGAAAAACCCUCUGAACUUGAUUUAUGCGAUCUCUGGGUCCGCCUUGAUGUCUAUCGCGCUUCCUCUACUUCUUAUAAUGGCCACUCGGGGAGGUUAAAGCAAACACUCGGACCUUUAUUCUCUACAAUAGAUAGCUAUGACCAAAAAGUGGUGGCGUCGGCUGUAAGUUGUUUUUGGUCUUUUAGGCUUGUAAUCGAAUCCGUCGAACGAAAGUGACAUCUCUGAUAGUGGGAUAUUGAUACCUAUGAUAGUCGAAAGUAUAAUAACGUAUACGUUUGUAUGUUUGUCACUUUUUGCACACAAAUCACGUCUUGCAAGGGUUCAGCGAUCAUGACAUAGGUAGAGAGCGAUGCAGAGGAGCAGGUUCAAGUUUGUUGAUAUCCGGCUAUGGUAUGAGGGUUGUACUGUUGUUCUCGUAGUAUAUUUUAGUGUUAUAGUUCUUUUAUAUGCUUUUAGUAAUGUUGUAUUCUUUAAACGCUGUUUUUGUAAUAAUCUUGAAUGAAACAUCAAAAAGCAUUUGAUAUCUAGUAUAAUAUAGAAACACACACCCCUUUUUAAUUGACGGUCUAAGGAAAGCAAGUUUUGAUUAAAGGAUACAAAACAAACUAAACACCAUAUGUCGUAUCCACUUAAUACCGUACAUCUUCAGGAAAGGCCAGUCUAUGGACAGCGAUCUGAAGCACGAAGUAAAUACUCUGCCCGUGGUGAAUCGCCGUCAUAUAUUAUCGAGUUUGGCACCACCACGACCAUUGCAUUCUUCGCAUUCUGCUCAGAACGCUCUCAUCGCUGGUACUAGUAACACGUUGCCACAUCUGCACAAGAGGUAAGGUUUAAAACGCUUUGGAAUGAUUUUGGAGAAUGAAAUGCCUCAAGGCAUUUUAAUUAUUGUUUUUCUUCAGGUUUAUAUGUGAGAUGGUGUGUUUAGGAUUAUUAGUAGUAGGCUUACUGGUUUUGAGCUACGAUAGCUUUGUACUUUAGCUACUAUUUAUGGCUUUUUCUGUUUACUUUUCGACCAAGAACCAAGUCAUUUUUGCUUUUAACUUUUUAGCACGUUUUAAUAGCUUAAUUAAGCCCUCCCUCCCCAUUACCCCUCCCAGAUUGUUUAUUUUUGACCCUUCCUCAAUCGACCAGCCGGCGUUAAUUCCCUCGGCCGAGUUUUUGGCCAUUAACGGCCUUUGGAUCGGGUCGAGUCUUAAGAAGGCCGGGCCAUCUGGGUCAGGAAAGAGCGGCGCGAGUGAGGAGGGACGAUCACAAACACAAGAAGGAGAGGACAAAACUUGCGCGUCGAUCUUUUGACACGCCAUUAAGGCCACAGCUGUCGAUUCUCGGAUUGUUGUUAGGUAAUUCGAGAGUUUGUAUGCAGAUUUCUGCGUGACCUCAAGUUCCCAAUAUAAUACAUCCGGGUCGGGGGGGAUAUUUCGAUUUUUCGUUAGAGGGGUUUAGAGUAAUAUAUAGAGGGUAUGGUCGGGUUUGUAGGUAUAAAAAGUUUUAAAGGUCACUCAGAAAGGUCGUGGAUAAUAUAGAGGCUAUUAGGCAUGGUAUUAAAUAAUAAAGUAAUGUGUGUGAGGAUAUUUUUAAUACUGAACCUUGGUAAUGUAUAUUUGAACUUGGUAACUCUUCUCAGCCAUCGUAUUUUUGUAAAUAUACUUUUGUUAUGGCUUUGUUUGUGUCAAACAAGUAUAAUAUCGGAAAGGGCGGGGUAUUAUAUUUGAUGACAUAAAAUGGGGGUCGUAAAAGUUGAGAGAAGGUUAGGCUUACAAUAGUCAAAAACGUUUAGCUAAAAUUUAUAUUUAACUUUUUUGCAACUUUACUAUAAUCGGUGAGGUAUAAGGUGACCUAAGAUAUGUAAAAAACUUUAGAAUUUAAAAUUUUAUAAGUUCAGCUAUCUUAUUAUGACACCUUUCAGCUUUUGCACUAUAAUAUAACAAAUAUGCAAAUAUAAUGUGUGAUGACAUUAGGCGGAGACGGCGGUCGUCUCUCCGCGACGUGUUUGUUUGAUUAAUUUUUGUAAUAAAACGCAUUUGUAUCCUUCUGGAAGAUGAAAGGAGAUAUCUUAAAUAUGAUUCUGUUAUCAGCCGACCUUUCUCUCAACUUUUACCUCUCAAGAGGGGGGGGGGCGACGGUGAGUAACCUCUUGACAGUGCCGUUUAGGUGUACUUUUCUUUAAGGGAAGGCUAUUAAUAGUCGAGUUGUUUUUAUGGUUUUAUUUCUAAGUUAAGGCCUUAGGCGAUUGAAUUAGGAUCUGAAAGGUCUGCCUUUGGGUUUCUAAAGUCUGUUUUUUAAAAGUUUUAAAAAGUAAGGCUUAAUUUAAAAUUUUAGGUUAAUCAGUAGGGUUAAUAGUAUCUGUGAUUGAAUUUUCUUUACUAUUUUAGGUAUUUCUACAUACUUUUGGACCGAGUUUCAUUUAAAAAAAAUGUUUUUUUUUGAAAGAAGCUUAAGUAUAAUUUCUAAAACCUUUUAAAGACAAUUUAAAACUACUUAAAAGUACUAUAAUUUUGCAUUUUGUUUAAAAAUACCAGACUCUGCUCAAACAGUUUGAAAUUACUCAUGCCUCUCUAUAUUAAUAUCAACACCACAAGCUGUAAUAUUAUUUAUGGAGCGGCGUUACAGCGACGCCCUUAGCGAGUAGGAGUGGGGCGGACAUUCUCUUUGAUUCUAAUCUCCGAAGCAGGAAAAGUUUGUUUUGGACGUUAAGGUUGUUUACAACGGGCAUCUGCAUAUUCUUAAUCGAAUGAAUACAACCUACUUUGACAUUACUCGCUUCCGUGACAGUCAUGACAUUCGGAGGCUUUGUUCCGUAUAUCCUUUGGGUUUCGUCUCUAACGUAGCUUUAUGGAGUUUCUGGAGGGGGGGGGGUUGGAAACGAUGUGGGAAUGACGUGUAGACUAUGAUAUGGCAUUUGACUAGUUAUUGUAUGGGUUUUGGAGGAUGUGAGGGGUGUUUGGAGCGAUAUAUCACAUUGUUUUACAUUAUGUAGUGUAAAAAAUUGCGUUUCUUAUGUUAUUUACUGUAUACGGUUGGAAAGUUUGUAGAAAAGUUUUACUUUUUAAGAAAAUUGAGUAUUAAAGUUAAUGUAAUGUAACUUUAAAACCAUUUUACUGCUAUAAAAGUUUUAAAUUGAAGCUGUAUCUUACACGACUAAAAGCAAUCUGAUUUUAGUGCCUCAGUACGCGAAGACGACAUUCUGAUGGAGCACCGUACUCUGAAGCCGGUGGGUCGACUGACUCCGGACCACAUUCACGACCAACAUAUGCUUAGUCUACAUGAACUAGUACAGUCCAUUGAGGGAUUCAACGACAGUGAUAAGAAGCAGAGACGACCUUUGGGAAUGUCAAUGUCUGUCGCUAACGAAACCAGCCAACUUCUCCCACCACCAGCCAGAAUCAUGCCAUGGUCGGGGGUCAAGCCUCAGGUAAGGGGUUCAUAUUUGUUGGCACUUUAGUAAAAUAGAUUUUGAUUUAAAUUUUAUGAAGUAAUGUGAAUAUACAGUGAUAGUUCUGCAUAACGAACGUCUCUAUAACAAAAUUUAUCUAUAAUGAACAAAGUUAGAAUUAUUGAACCAUUCGUUAUACAGGAGUUCUACUGUCGUUCUUGACCUUAUGUUAAGAUUUUCCAAUUAAAAAAAUCUUUAAAUUUGCGAAUUUUAAUCCUCUAAUAUCAAGAACUGGCACAAAACAUUAAAAAAGUGCAAAAAACGCCUGAGGCAGGUUGUGACCGACACUUAUGACAUUGCCGUGUCUCGAUUGGCCAGUCAGUGUCAGAAAGUAAUAGGUCAGUCAGUUGUCGGGGCAAACCGCCUCAGGGCAUUAUCGUUAAUUUCGGUGAAAAAUGGACUGGCUAGAAAGUUUUUGUCGGGUAAUUUGUCUUUUUCAAUAUUUAAGUUUGGCAGUUCAAAAUAUUCGAGUUCCCAUUUUAAAUAUUUAAAUUUCAGGACAAUGGAAUCGUGAGGCCCAUCGCUUUUCGGCCGAUCCAAUCAAAGGUCUUGGCCGAGAAUCGGAAUUCGAACAGUCCAGAUGUAAAGUCCAGCUUCAGUUUGCAGAAUAAACAGAAUCUGAAGUCAGUUUGGGGGGGGUUUAAAGGAAUUAAGGGGGUUUACAUUGUAUAUGUACUGCAGUAUUAUUGAUGUUACAAUGAGAAUUACCUUUAAUAUACUAUAAUCAUAUGUUUUACAUUAUUAUCUAAACUUGUUGUACUUCAGAGACCACUCUCGUAGCAUCGGAAACCUCUCCUCUACGGCCAUCCCAACACGACCUCAGCUGUACCAGCCAUCUACAAGGUCAGUACUUUUAUUUUUACUUUGCAAACAUAUUGACAUGUUAUUUUCUGCUUUUUCGAGUCUAAAAUGCCUCUCGGAAGUGACAGGUAGAUCUGUCAUAAAGCGGGCAAUAACAUGGAUCAUAUCAUAAAUCAUGGUGUUGGCCAUUGUUUCGGCCAACUGUCCUUUAAAUGUCCAUUUCAGCCAGCUGUUUGGUGGCAAGUCCAUUGGAUCGUUGCCGCAGGCAUCCCACGACGAGAAUGACUACGACACCGUGUCCGACUACAUUGAUCGCAAGCGUUCUAGUGAGUCGUAUAUUGAUUUAGACACUUUGCCUAUAUUAUAGUACUUUGAUACUAUUUGUCUUGUUUUUAUAUUGUGCUUGAUUCUGUAGCUUGAAUUACGAGUUUUCUAGGUAUUAGUGGGGUCAAAAAAUACGUAGAAGUAAUCUUUAUACUUCGCGUGGCGUCUUUUAAACCUUCUAUGUAGUUUUUGACCGAUUUGUAUUCAAAUAGUACUCAUUGUUAAUGUAACUCCGACUACUAUUGUUACUGUACUAAGUACUACUUUAUGAGACAUUACUAUAGCUAAAAUUAAAAGCUGAAUUACUACAUUGUCCUUGAUAUGCGACGGGCCUUUUCCCCAUUCCGAGGCCGCAAGAGAGAAGCCGGCUUUGUUGUGAAAGGUUGUUAAUUAGCUUUGUUUCUUUUGAUUAGAGACAUUAACUAGGAGUCAGUGUACUUAAUUUAAUGUCAAGUAUAAUGUAAACACACUAAAGUCGAAAACAAGUCUUAUUGUAUACUAUAAUGAAAGCUAUAAUGUAAUGAAAGUGUUAUCAAUACAGUACGUAUAAAAGUUACAGUAACCUCACUUACAGACGAAGGCUCCAACUACAGCUCCAUGUAUCAUACUAACCAGCACGCUCCACGGUCUCACAGUCACGCUGGUUGUCGUGCUCAGACCACAUCGUUCUUCUGUAACCCUCAACAUACCACGAGUUCAACCUCUUCGCAUUUCACCGCCAGUUCUACAUCAUCGAGCUCUUCCACCAACUCUCCUGGACUAAAGAAGUCGGAGAGUCAGCCUCGAGCUGGAGUUCAUGUCACACCAUCGCCAAGUGAUUCUGGGAUUGUGGAUUAUGAGGUAGGAUAACGAUAGUAACUAUGUAAAUGUUGUAAAAGUAUAGAUGUAGGUCAAAAAGUAUGUAGAAACGAUUUUUUUCAGAAAUUCAGAUUCUGUUUUAUUAAUAAUUUUAGUUACUUAUACGUUCUAUCCAUAAUACCUCCUUUACCAUCAAACUUAUAUACGUUUAGACCUUGAUCCGCGACAAAGAGAACGAGCUGACUUCAGUACGUCAAGCCAUGGAGCAGAACGAAGAAGUCCUGAUCAGAGUGUACCAGGACAAGGAACGGCGCUACAAAGACCAGAUCGGCGACCUGAACCAGAAGCUCCAUUUAGCACAGCAAAACGAGAAGAUUCUGCGACAACAGCUACGACAGUCGGAAGAGCGACGUCAGCUUCUGCAGGAUUCUGUGAAGCGUCUGAGCGACGACAAACAGUCGAUGCAGAGGAGAUGUGGCCAGAUCGAGAGGGAACUGCAGCUUCUGAAGACACGGCUCGACGCGAGGGAGAGCUGCGACAACUGCGACAAGAAAACGAAACCAGUCCCAGCCCCACGCCUUCUCAAGGAUUCGGAAUUGAGGACGGAGGUGAAGGAUCUGAAGGGUGAAGUGAGCACGUUGAAGGCACAGCUCAACCAUCAGAUGCAGUUCUUCACGGAGGACUGGAAACGGUGGGAGAACGACAGAAAUGUAAGAUAAUAUUUACUAAUAGGUUAAUAUCUAUCUUCUAUUAUAUUAUAGUACGUUAUAUAUGACAUUGUUGACUUUAGGGUAACAAAGCUACUCACUUUUCGUCGCGGAAGCCUCUGGUGAGCACGGAUCGAUUAAUUUAA
Messenger RNA from Bursaphelenchus okinawaensis, 10177 nucleotides. NCBI's taxonomy places the organism in Eukaryota, Metazoa, Nematoda, Chromadorea, Rhabditida, Aphelenchoididae. The record is from the annotation of a GenBank genome assembly.